AAAAAAGGCCGACAUGAAAGGUGGAAGAAAGACAAUCAGCAGAGUUAUCGAAAGGCGAAGCCAGAGAGACAGAUUGUGAAUAGCUAUCAAAUUACCAUCUCAAAGCUCUAUCCUUCUCUCCAUCACACACACAUCUUUGGAUCCUUCUUCCUGUGUCGUACAAUCUGGGGAGAAGCUACAAUGCAUCAAUUCUUCUCGGAUUCUCUCUUUAACUCUUUCCAGGAUGCUAUUGUCCCAUCAGGAGGAUUGUUGCCUGGACAAUAUGGAGUGAAGAAUCAUAAAGAAUAAUAAGAGUGUAGCAAAUAUUAGUGUCUGCUUACGAGGAGGCAUAUUUAAUGGCGUCCACUGAUCUAGGACAUGGUGGUGUAGGCAGUUCAAGGGCAGCGAACAGCUUCAAGGGGUCAUCUAGCUCAGUUGACUGGCUUGGGAGAGAGAUGCUGGAGAUGAGGCUGAGGGACAACAGGCUGGAUCAGGAUGAUGAUAAAGAUAGUGAACCAGAUAUAAUUGAUGGCAAUGGUGCUGAGGCAGGACAUGUAAUAGCAACAACUAUUGGUGGUCGAAGUGGUCAAUCCAGGCAGACAAUUAGUUACAUAGCAGAACAUGUGGUUGGAACAGGUUCUUUUGGUGUUGUUUUCCAGGCAAAAUGUAGAGAAACUGGAGAAAUUGUUGCUAUAAAGAAAGUUCUCCAAGACAAACGCUACAAGAAUAGGGAAUUGCAGAUAAUGCAAAUGAUGGAUCACCCUAACAUUGUUUCCCUCAAGCAUUGUUUCUUUUCAACAACAGACAAGGAAGAACUCUACCUAAAUCUUGUACUUGAAUUUGUCCCUGAGACUGUUAACCGUAUUGCAAGGCACUACAGUAGGAUCAACCAGCGAAUCCCUUUGAUAUAUGUGAAGCUCUAUACCUAUCAGAUCUGCAGGGCACUUGCUUACAUACAUAACUGUGUUGGUAUUUGUCACCGUGAUAUUAAGCCCCAGAACUUACUGGUGAACCCACAUACACAUCUGCUGAAAUUAUGUGAUUUUGGGAGUGCGAAAGUAUUAGUGAAAGGAGAACCUAAUAUUUCUUACAUUUGUUCAAGAUAUUAUCGUGCCCCUGAGCUCAUUUUUGGUGCUACUGAAUACACAACUGCAAUAGAUAUGUGGUCUACAGGUUGUGUGAUGGCAGAACUACUCCUUGGGCAGCAGCCUUUGUUUCCUGGUGAAAGUGGAGUCGAUCAACUAGUUGAAAUCAUCAAGGUUUUAGGUACACCUACCAGGGAGGAGAUCAAAUGCAUGAAUCCAAACUAUACAGAAUUUAAGUUCCCACAGAUUAAGGCUCAUCCAUGGCAUAAGGUUUUUCAGAAACUUUUACCCCCAGAAGCAGUUGACCUUGUCUCCAGGUUCCUGCAGUACUCUCCUAAUCUACGAUGUACAGCUUUGGAAGCUUGCAUUCAUCCCUUCUUUGAUGAAUUAAGAGAUCCAAAUACUCGCCUUCCUAAUGGUCGCCCUCUCCCUCCACUCUUCAAUUUCAAACCACAGGAGCUCUCAGGCAUUCCCCCAGAGAUUCUUGGAAAACUUAUUCCAGCGCAUGCAAGAAAGCAGAACUUAUUCAUGGCGUUACACGUCUAGCAACUUUUGGAGAAUGCUACAACUUGAUCGCACCUCCCCAUUCCAUCAGCAAUCUGAUCCAGCAUGGAGAAAUGUAUAAAUUUUCUGUUUUCUUACUUCCCUUUCAUUACCACUCCCCAAAGCUUUAUUUUCUAUUUUCUGCAUUUUGUUUGUGUUAUUUUCUCCAUUUUGUUUGUGUUACAAAGAAAAUUCCAGAACAAUUUGUGCAGUAGCGAUAGAGUUGGAAACGUAAUGGAAUAGUUGAGCUUCCAAUGAGACAAAUGCUGUUGUGCAUAAUAAUUAGUGACCUCAUAAAUGAGGAAUUAAGGAACACCUCAUAUCUCAGUUUGAGGAUUUAAAACA
Molecule: messenger RNA, 1952 nt
Organism: Nelumbo nucifera (sacred lotus)
Lineage: Eukaryota; Viridiplantae; Streptophyta; Magnoliopsida; Proteales; Nelumbonaceae
Source: RefSeq, a predicted model, not a curated record